This is a messenger RNA of Tupaia belangeri chinensis (Chinese tree shrew), 1114 nucleotides long. It is a transcript of the gene RTF2, whose product is annotated as replication termination factor 2. Bases 81 to 998 code for a protein of 305 amino acids. Gene Ontology annotation, biological process: mitotic DNA replication termination. Gene Ontology annotation, cellular component: nucleus. The record is from RefSeq and is a predicted model, not a curated record. The transcript has 9 exons. Lineage: Eukaryota; Metazoa; Chordata; Mammalia; Scandentia; Tupaiidae.
GAAGUCACUGCAGUUUUUGCUAGCGACCCCGGAAGUGGCUGCGUCGGGUCUCUACUGCUGGCUCUGACUCCUGGCUUGCGAUGGGUUGCGACGGAGGAACAAUCCCCAAGAGGCAUGAACUGGUGAAGGGGCCGAAGAAGGUCGAGAAGGUUGACAAGGAUGCUGAACUGGUGGCCCAGUGGAACUAUUGCACUCUAAGUCAAGAGGUACUAAGACGACCCAUAGUUGCCUGUGAACUUGGCAGACUUUAUAACAAAGAUGCCAUCAUUGAGUUUCUGUUGGACAAAUCUGCCGAAAAGGCUCUUGGGAAGGCAGCAUCUCACAUCAAAAGCAUUAAGAAUGUGACAGAACUGAAGCUUUCUGACAAUCCCGCCUGGGAAGGGGAUAAAGGAAACACGAAAGGUGACAAGCAUGAUGACCUCCAGCGGGCACGCUUCAUCUGCCCCGUGGUGGGCCUGGAGAUGAAUGGCCGGCACAGGUUCUGCUUCCUUCGGUGCUGUGGGUGUGUGUUUUCUGAACGAGCCUUGAAAGAGAUAAAAGCAGAAGUUUGUCACACCUGUGGGGCUGCCUUCCAGGAGGAUGACGUCAUCGUGCUCAAUGGCUCCAAGGAGGACGUGGAGGGGCUGAAGAAGAGGAUGGAAGAGAGAAGGCUGAAAGCGAAGCUGGAGAGGAAAACAAAGAAACCCAAGGCUGCAGAGUCGGUUUCAAAGGCAGAGGUCGAAGAAUCCGCAGGGCCAUCAAAAGUGAAGACAGGGAAAGCUGAAGAUACUGGCCUUGAUUCUAGAGAAAAGAAAACCAGCUUGGCCCCCAAAAAUGCAGCCACCAGUGGGAGCUCUUCCGGAAAAGCCGAGAAACCUCCAUGUGGAGCCAUGAAGCGGACCAUCGCUGACAGUGAGGAGUCUGAGGCCUACAAGUCGCUCUUCACGACGCACAGCUCUGCCAAGCGCUCCAAGGAGGAGUCGGCCCACUGGGUCACCCAUACAUCCUACUGCUUCUGAGGCCGCACCUGCUGCCCCUGCCCUCCCAUGUGGGUGAUUGGGUGCACCUCCAUCACCCACGGGUUCCCUGGUGUAGCUCCGUGUGAAGUGUCAUAAAGUUGCCCUCACCAACCCUC